AUGGCCAGUCCGCCUCCGAACCCUAGAGCUGGGGACGACGGCGGCGGGCGCGGUGCGGACGACGACUCCCCGCCCGCCGCGCCGAAGACGGUCCUAGCGCCGCCGCCCGCGCCGUCGCCGCCGCUCGCGCCGCACGGCACGCACGGCACGCACGCGCCGCAAGCGCCGCACGGCACCAAGCUGCACUACGUGGCGCUGGCCGCACCCGGGCCCAGCGGCAUCAAGCAGUGCUUCCGCACCGUGAAGGCGGCGCGGCGCGUGCCCACGCUGCCGCGCCGGCGCGAGGACCCCGCCGCCCCCGCGCCGCCGCCCGAGCCGCGCGAGCGCCGCGCGCGCCGCGACCGCUCCAAGCGCCACGUCUGCGGCACCUGCGACAAGCGCUUCUCCAGCCCCGGCAAGCUCAGCCAGCACGUCCUCUCCCAUACCGGCGAGCUCCCCUUUUCCUGCGACCUCUGCGAUAAGCGAUUCAACUCUAAAUUCAAACUCGUCCGACAUAAUCUCAUCCACAGCGAGGCCCGAGCUUUUGCGUGCAAUGUCUGCGGUAAAACAUUCAAUAGAAAAGAUCAUCUCACUAACCAUGUCAGAGUUCACAAUCCCGUCAAAAAGCUAUACACGUGUGAGAGGCCAGAUUGUAGGAAAUCAUACACCUCCCUACUUAGUUAUAGGAAGCAUGCGGCGCUGCAUUCGGCCGAGGAGGGCAACCUGCAGUGUAAGAUCUGUGAUGAAGUAUUUACUACUACGCAAGAUAUAGUUUAUCACCUAAAAGUCCAUACAGGUAGUCGGACCGUCAAAAAUGAGACUGACAAAAAAUUUACUUGCACCUAUUGCGAGCGACGGUUCUUUACAGCGAAAGACGUGCGACGCCACCAAGUCGUGCACACUGGCCGGAGAGACUUCCUGUGCCCACACUGUCCUCAAAAAUUUGGACGAAAAGACCAUCUAGUAAGACACGUUAAAAACGCUCAUCCCGAAGAAUCAUGGAGAUCCGCAGCCGUCGGCACCUCGAAGGACCCUACACCUGAAGCCUCGUCAUUUGAUGAAAUUGUAAUACCUGAGCCAGCGUCUUAUACUGAAUAUGCAAUAGAGAGUCCAGAUUACGCUUGGAAAUCACCCUCGCCGAAAGAUCCAACCCCCGAGGGCCCCACCAGGGUGCCCUCGUCUGAUAUAAUCGUGGAGAUUCCGCCUGAUUUUGAUAUAAAGAUGGAGCCGGUGGAAAUAAAGAUAGAGAGGCCCACGUCGCCGAGCUGCGAGCUUCUGCCGAUGGACUUCCCGGUGGUGUUUAUGGUGCCGCCGACUUUCCAGGCCGCGCCGGACUUGCCGUACCUCACGGAGCCGCUGCCCGAGCUGCUGCCCAGCAGUUUGAUGCUCGACGAUCCCGGGGAAGGGCCGUCGGGGCUGGCGUCGCAGAUGCUGAGUAUUCUGCCUGAGGAGGAGCCUCGGGAAGAGCCAGGUCAGCAGCGGCAGCGGCUGCCGGCCUUCACGCAGGCGUUCCAGACCGCGCAGAGCCCCAAGCCGCCGCCGCCGCCCCCUCCGCCCCACUAGCACGUAUGCUACCUCAUUAGGUAAGUGGUCUAGCUAUAGAGUAUGGAAAUGUUAACGGACUCCGUGUGAGACAGGUAUGGGACCGGUUAUUGCCAAAUUGUAUAUUUGUACGUGUCGGGUAUACCAAAAUGUUUCCGAAUUCUACAUGAAUAAGUGGUCUAGUCGUGUAUGUACUUUCGGAAUUGUAUAUUGUUUUAUUUAUAGCGUACAUGUGGCGUAGCGUUAUGGAGUAUUAUGGGACCAACUCUGAGCUAGGGUGCAGUAGAGUAGUUCUCGAGGGCCUCUGAUCAGGCCGAGUUGAUACUGAGCUAAUUUUGGUGAAACGAGUUGUUGAAUCUCCAGGAGCAUUAACCAAACACUUGCAAUUAAAGUGCAACUGAUGCUAUAUUUUCAAGUUAAAUUGUUUAAUACAAAUGUAGACUACGAAAAUGGGGACUAUGUUUGUAUGGACAACCGGUCGCGAGACGUCCCUUUCCUCUUAACAGUUGGUGCUACCACGAU
Cydia fagiglandana is the source of this 2043-nucleotide messenger RNA. Its product is annotated as zinc finger protein 628-like. Bases 1 to 1542 code for a protein of 513 amino acids. The record is from RefSeq and is a predicted model, not a curated record. The transcript has a single exon. Lineage: Eukaryota; Metazoa; Arthropoda; Insecta; Lepidoptera; Tortricidae.